Messenger RNA from Talpa occidentalis (Iberian mole), 1639 nucleotides. RefSeq names its product dihydrouridine synthase 1 like (gene DUS1L). Gene Ontology annotation, biological process: tRNA processing. The transcript has 14 exons. The record is from RefSeq and is a predicted model, not a curated record. Lineage: Eukaryota; Metazoa; Chordata; Mammalia; Eulipotyphla; Talpidae. Bases 28 to 1545 code for a protein of 505 amino acids. Gene Ontology annotation, molecular function: tRNA dihydrouridine synthase activity; flavin adenine dinucleotide binding.
GCGAGCCGGGCCGGCGGGGCGCAGACCAUGCCCAAGCUGCAGGGCUUCGAGUUCUGGAGCCGCACCCUGGGGGGGGCCCGCCACGUGGUGGCCCCUAUGGUGGACCAGAGCGAGCUGGCCUGGAGGCUGCUGAGCCGGCGCCACGGGGCCCAGCUCUGCUACACGCCCAUGCUGCACGCCCAGGUCUUCGUCCGCGACGCCAACUACCGGAAGGAGAACCUGUACUGUGCCGUGUGCCCCGAGGACCGGCCCCUCAUCGUGCAGUUCUGUGCCAACGACCCCGAGGUGUUCGUCCAGGCAGCUCUCCUGGCCCAGGACUACUGUGACGCCAUCGACCUGAACCUGGGGUGCCCGCAGAUGAUUGCCAAGAGAGGUCACUACGGCGCCUUCCUGCAGGAGGAGUGGGACCUGCUCCAGCGGAUGAUCCUGCUGGCCCACGAGAAACUCUCUGUCCCUGUCACGUGCAAAAUCCGCGUCUUCCCAGAGAUCGACAAGACGGUGCGCUACGCCCGGAUGCUGGAGCAGGCCGGCUGCCAGCUGCUGACCGUGCACGGGCGCACCAAGGAGCAGAAGGGGCCUUUGUCGGGCGCUGCAUCCUGGGAGCACAUCAAGGCUGUGCGGAAGGCGGUGACCAUCCCCGUGUUCGCCAACGGGAACAUCCGGAGCCUGCAUGACGUGGAGCGCUGCCUCCGGGACACGGGGGUGCAGGGGGUCAUGAGCGCAGAGGGCAACCUGCACAACCCCGCGCUGUUUGAGGGCCGCAGCCCGGCCGUGUGGGAGCUGGCCGAGGAGUACCUGGACCUCGUGCGGCAGCACCCCUGCCCCCUGUCCUACGUCCGGGCCCACCUCUUCAAGCUGUGGCACCACACGCUGCAGGUGCACCAGCAGCUCCGGGAGGAGCUGGCCAAGGCCAAGACCCUGGAGGGUGUCGCCACAGUGAGUCAGGAGCUGAAGCUGCGGAGCCAGGAGGACAUGUCCAGGCAGAAGGAGGGAGAGGGACCUUCGGGCGGCCUGCCUUUCUUCCACUGGAUCUGCCAGCCCUACUUCCGGCCAGGACCCAAGGAGGGGAGCCAGGAGAGUGGAGGGGCCCGAAGCAAGCGGGCCCUGGAGGAGGAGGAAGGUGGCUCAGAGGGCUUGUCCAGGAACAAGCAGAAGAAGCAGCUGAGGAACCCGCGCAAGACCUUCGACCCCUCGCUGAGACCGAAAUACGCCAAGUGCGACCAGUGUGGGAACCCGAAGGGCAGCAGAUGCGUGUUUGACCUGUGCCGCGGCUGCUGCAAGAAGCGGGCCUUCCGGGAGACGGCGGACUGCCCAGGUCACGGGUUGCUUUUUAAGACCAAACUGGAGAAGUCUCUGGCCUGCAAGGGGGCCCAGCCCAGGCUGCAGGAGCCUCAGCAGGCGGCCUCCCCGAGGUCCUGGCCAGCGCCCUGGCCUGAAGGGCCAGCCGGGGCUCCGCUGCCCCCCUCACCGCCCCCAGGAAUGCCAGGGAGGCCGGACGCUUGGGGGGCACCAUGCCUUCCGCUCAGGGAACCUCCCGCUACUUAACACGGAGGACGAGCCAGCGGCCCCCACCCCGGCCGGACCUGCCGUCCCUGCCGCGCGCCCGCAGCCAACAAUAAACCGUUUCCGAGCCACACGU